CACCAGAUCUCAUGCACCUUCAGUACUCUCAUCUUUUGCACAUUCGCGUUGGCAUCCUUGGGUUUCUGAACAUUCUUUCGUCCCUUUUUAAUCCUCCCUUUCGCUUUAUCAUUGAGCCGAAACAAUAUGCCGACGGGGGCCAAUCAACAGAUGAAACCUGUCGCUUCGCUGCUUUUGCUCCUUAACUUUUGUAUGUAUGCCAUUGUUCUGGGCAUUGGUGGGUGGGCUAUGAACAGAGCUAUUGAUCAUGGUUUCAUCAUUGGACCAGGAUUUGACCUUCCGGCGCAUUUCUCGCCCAUAUACUUCCCUAUGGGAAAUGCCGCGACCGGAUUUUUUGUGACAUUCUCAUUGAUAGCCGGAGUCGUCGGGGUUGCGUCAGUCAUCGUCGGAGUCAACCAUAUCCACUCUUGGAACGCCGAUAGCUUGCCGUCCGCAGCUUCAGCUGCUGCGAUUGCCUGGACUCUCACUCUUCUAGCUACAGGUUUCGCUUGUAAAGAAAUAGAGCUCCGCAUCCGAAACUCUCGCCUGAGAACAAUGGAGGCAUUCCUGAUAAUCCUGUCAGCGACUCAACUUAUAUACAUCGCAACAAUUCAUGCUGCCUCAAGAAGAACAUGAAUCAUUAAACUUCAGUGUUGUGUGAAGGUUUGAGUGCUUUCGUGUCGCAGUUUUUCCUCUUUUCUUCAGGCAUCUUGUAAAAAACAGGGCAUGGGAUUGGCCUUGUGGUUCGAUUUAUGGUGUUCAUAUCUGAUUUGUAUAAAUGAAUAAGACAUCAAUCUCAAUCAACAAGAACUUGUCAACUUUGAGAGUGGUCAAAUAGGAGGAUAAAUGAAGUGAAGAGCUCGCAUUUUUCGCUA
Molecule: messenger RNA, 854 nt
Organism: Syzygium oleosum
Lineage: Eukaryota; Viridiplantae; Streptophyta; Magnoliopsida; Myrtales; Myrtaceae
Product: membrane protein PM19L-like
Exons: 4
Coding region: 127-615 (162 amino acids)
Source: RefSeq, a predicted model, not a curated record